This is a messenger RNA of Heterostelium album PN500, 660 nucleotides long. Its product is annotated as RNA-binding region RNP-1 domain-containing protein. NCBI's taxonomy places the organism in Eukaryota, Evosea, Eumycetozoa, Acytosteliales, Acytosteliaceae. Gene Ontology annotation, molecular function: RNA binding. The record is from RefSeq and is a predicted model, not a curated record. Bases 1 to 660 code for a protein of 219 amino acids. The transcript is spliced from 2 exons.
AUGAGUAGCAGCAAAAAAGCAAACAGCAGUACUACUAGUUUGGAUGAUAAAGAGAAGUCGCUGAAAGAAAAGUAUGAAUCAAUCAAAAAGAGACAACUUGAAAUCGAGAAACAAGAGAAAGAUAAGAGUGCUGAAGAGAAUAGAAAGAAAUUGAUUGAAGCUAAAUUGUUGUUGACAAAGAACAUUGAUCAAACCACAGAGACAAAGUCAACUGGAUUCAAACGACCUACAAUCAACAAGAACAAACCAGAGUUGAAAAGACAAAAGAGUGAUGGUGGUCAGAAUGAUUUUGAAGAUGGUGAAUGUAAUGACAAUGCUGGCAACAACAAUAACAAUAACAGUAGUAACAAUAACAACAAAGAAAUUAAUAAUAACAACAAUAACUAUAACAUUACCAAUGUUAAUCAAGUACAUAACACAGGAUUGAAUAAUAACAACUUUAGAUCAUCAUAUCAAAAUAACAAUAAUUAUAAUAAUAAUGGUGGUGGUGGCCAAGAAUAUAGAAAUAAUCAUCAAAACUAUGAUCAACUCUAUUCUAUAUAUGUAGGUGAUUUGGCACCAACAACCUCUGAAGAAACAAUCAAACAAGUCUUUAAGCAAUAUGGAAAUAUAAAAUCAAUCAAACUAUUCCCACAAAGAGGGUAUGAUAUUAUUACUUAA